Messenger RNA from Anopheles nili, 2389 nucleotides. RefSeq names its product protein obstructor-E (gene Gasp). The coding region runs from base 285 to 1082 and encodes 265 amino acids. The record is from RefSeq and is a predicted model, not a curated record. Gene Ontology annotation, cellular component: extracellular region. Gene Ontology annotation, molecular function: chitin binding. The transcript is spliced from 5 exons. NCBI's taxonomy places the organism in Eukaryota, Metazoa, Arthropoda, Insecta, Diptera, Culicidae.
AGCGAUUUGCGGUUUUUUUUUUCGGUUGUUCGUUUUGUUGUUGUUGUUGUUGUUGGUUGUUGUUCGGUUCCUUGACGAACGGUGACGUUUGCGAAGUUGCGGCAAGCAAAACGCCGUGAAAGUGAGCCCCAGUGAACUUUGAACGGAGUGCGUGUCCUGCGUGACGCGUGAAGAAAAGUGCCCAAGAAAGCGGAUCGUACCGAGGAAACCGAAGCGUAUCCUUGUGGUGUAUCGAACAAUUUCCCCCCUUAGCGGCAGAAAACUCUCGGAAAAUCAGUGUCACAAUGAAGUAUAGCAUAGUUUUCGUGGUCGCCCUCUUCGGAGCCGCCGUGGCCCAGGACAGCUUCAAGUGCCCGGAUGAUUUCGGCUUCUACCCGCAUCACAGCUCCUGCGACAAGUACUGGAAGUGUGACAACAACGUGGCCGAGCUGAAGACGUGCGGCAAUGGGUUGGCGUUCGAUGCGUCCGAUUCCAAAUACCUGACCGAGAACUGCGACUACCUGCACAACGUCGACUGCGGUGACCGUACCCAGCUAGAACCCCCAAUCUCUACUCCCCACUGCGAGCGUCUGUACGGUAUCUUCCCGGAUGCGGCCAAGUGCGACGUCUUCUGGAACUGCUGGAACGGUGAAGCCUCGCGCUACCAGUGCUCGCCCGGACUGGCCUACGACCGUGAUGCUCGCGUCUGCAUGUGGGCUGAUCAGGUCCCAGAGUGCAAGAACGAAGAAGUAGCAAACGGAUUCACCUGCCCGGCCGCCGGUGAGAUCUCGAAUGCUGGUUCGUUCUCGCGACAUGCGCACCCGGAGGACUGCCGCAAGUACUACAUCUGUCUGGAGGGAGUUGCCCGCGAGUACGGCUGCCCGAUCGGAACCGUCUUCAAGAUCGGUGACGCCGACGGAACCGGCAACUGCGAGGAUCCCGAGGAUGUUCCCGGAUGCGAAGAUUACUACGGUGAUUUGGACUUGAAGAGCAUCCGCAAGAGCGAACUCCUUGCCGGGCUAGCCCUCCAGUCCGGUGGUGCGCCCGCCUCCCCCAAAGCUAACGUUAAGUCCAACCGUCCGGCUCCCAAGGACACCAACUAAGUGGAAUCAGUGGAAGGGAUGGCAGGGAGAGGAAGAGAGGAAGAGAGGAAGAGAGAGAGAGAGAGAGAGAGAGAGUGGUAGGAGAGUCGAGUGUAGGGAACAAAAUAUGAUCGUGACGUAUAAUGUUAGGGAUACCGAUAGCGAUACAGAACUGAGGGAGUCCGACAGACGAAGCGAGAAAAGGACAGAAUGAGUGAAAGAGAGAGAAAGAGAGAGAGAGAGAGCAAUAGGAAAGGGAAUGCAGGAAAAACGACGUGAAAAAAGGAGAGUUUUGCUCAGUGCUGCAGCGACGGCAUGUCCGAUGAGACGAAGUGAGAAGAACUUUUAAAUUUGGCUACUUAACAAACCCACCCUUAACCUCCGAUCGAGGGUAGAUGAGCGAAACCGUGUGUGUGUGUGUGUGUGUGUCUGUUUGCUUGUUCUCGCACUGACCAGGAGCAAAGGGAAAACCAAACAUAACUAUCCUUCGUGAAAAGUCACCCACCAUGGCGCUCUCUCUCGCUCUAGCGAGGUUCCGAGGUUCGUCCCGUUCACGGAAAAGGGAAACUCCUCGAAACUGACAUGGGAUUCCGGAGUGAGGUGGGCAGUUCAGAACACGAGCCCCCCCUGGAAAAGGGUUCCAAACCGGCAGUGAUCCGGAACGGACCGACGAUCUUUUUGUGCUGCUCCAACUCACGCGCCUCGCACACACACACAUUUCGCCUUCACCGCCAGACUCCGGACGUUUUUCUUUGAGUUUGGCUCGUGACGGCUUUGCACCGUGUUUGUGUGGGUGUGUGUGGGUGCAUGCAUCCUUAGCUCCACUCGUGAAGACACAGGACGCAUGGCAGGCAGUGUCUCAUUUUAAUUUAUUUAUUGCCAACGCUCGGCGCCCUCGAUUGACCGCAGCCCAGCGCUCUGGCGAAGGGUCACCGUAAGGACCUUCAGGCAUUUUCUUUGCCGCUUUAAUCACUCCGUCAAAAACCGUCAACCGUCGCCGGUUGCGAAGCGGGGUUGGACAUGCCGCUCCAAGUCGCGAGCCUUAACGCAAGCUUCCGUUUACCGUUCCAUUGUAAUGGCCGUCGUAGGAGCCCCGUACUAAAACCACACACGGGGAAACCAAAACCAACCUGCAAUGCCUGCGGAUGCCGAGUCCUGGCCCCGGGGUCCGGGGCGUGGACCAAUCGGCAGGGAGCGUGGGUUGCACCGUCUGUUAGGCAGCCUGCAUAGUUAGAGCCGUAAACGAUAAAACAAACAAACAAACAAACAAACACAAAAUGAAACAUUAAUAAAAAAAUCUUUAAAACCACUUAAACACUCUCCUGCUC